AUGUCUGGUGUUUUGAGUCUGUGUCCUUUUGUGCUAGGUAGUCUUUUAGCAGAUGAUGAUGGCUCACCUUCUCUGGCCCGAGCUGCAGGGAGCCAUCGUGGAAGUAUGGAUAGGACUGGAUAUCCACAAGAGGCUGAUAAAAAGAGACUGCAUCAACUGUUUGAAUCUUUUAGAUCCAACACCAAUGACAGUGACAGUAAUGCUAGUGUGAAACAUGUUUCAUGUCGCAGACGUCGUGAUUCUGGAUCAUCAUCCUCAUCAGAAGAGGAUAAAAAGAGAGAUAAAUCUAACUUAUAUAAAUCUGUAUGUGAUUCAAUAACUUCUUCAGAACCAGGCCUCAUUCCAUCACGACCAACUUCUGAAACUGAAAGUGCCCUGAACUCUCCUGUAGCUAAACCUAGUAGACUCAAUUCCAAACCAAUAGAAACCACUGUGCCUCCAGAACUGACUAAUGGGAAUUCUAGAAACUUACGUGAUAAAGCUAUAUCUAGUGACACUGUAUCUCAAUCUAGUUCUUCUGAAAAUGCCAGAUUUUCUUCAACAGAAAGUGGUCAAAAUGCAAAACGAAUUGAAUCAAAAAUUCAGCAAACCAACCAAAUGUCAAAUUUAUGUCCUCCAAGUGCCUCCCCACGACAGAAUGUGAGAUUAUCUCCUGAACAUUCCAAUAUGCAUCUUCGGAAAGGAUCUGGCCAAUCAGAUACUUCGAGUAUAUCAUCAGCAAGAACAGCCUCUCCUGCCACUAAAAUGCGUUUGUUGGACCUAGCUAGUACUCGUGCAUUAGAACGAGAUGGUUCUGAUGGCUCUGACAACGAUGAUUCACAUCGUUCCAGAAAAAAUAAGAAGCAUUCCAUAAGCACUUGGAGUAGAGAGUGUCAGACAGUCUCACAGUAUGAGGAGGGGUUUCAAUAUCAUUUAAAAUCACAAAACCUAGACACUACUGCUUUCGAGGCUAGCUAUCUUGAUGGGACUGGUUCUGAUUCCUUCUUUAGCCUUAAAUUGGAUGUUGGAUUGAACCACGAUACUAAGAAUUGCAUGUUGAAUUUUGGGGCUGAUGGUUAUACUGACAGCAGUACAUGCAUGUUAAAGCAUAAUAACCACCCCAUCAAUGAAACCUAUUGUUUGUCUCAAUCAUCAUCUAAUUCUGGCACUUUAGACUCGCUGCAUGCUCCUUCUCCAUACUGUCCUACUACCUCUGCUCUGCAGCAUUUUAACACACCUUCAGCACAAAAUUCUGAUGUAGAAUCUAUAGAAGACACUUGCACUCAUUUUUCACUUGCUGAGUCAUUAUCCAGUGAAUUAUAUUACACACCAGUGGCAUACCUUACCUCUGAUAACAAUACUACUAACACUAAUACUAAACUUCACAGAAGUUCAAUCUCUGACCUUUCUCCUGUAGUAAAAGGUAACUCUAAAGUAUUUCAGGAAUCACAGCAACUAACAUCAUGUAACAAAACCUUCAUCAUAGACAGAGAAGACAUCCCAGACUCAUUUGACAUUGUAGAUGCUGUCACUGAAGAAGAGGACCCAGACCAAAAAUGUUCCAAAUAUGUCCUUGACAUUAAAGAAUAUGUCAAUAUUGAUGAUGAAGAAUACGAUUCAGAUUUGGAAUCCAAAGACCGGCAAUUAGGAGAAACCUAUAUUUAUGGUGAAGCAGACCAACUACUGACAGAUCUUGAAAAUGACAGUGAAGUUAGCUUUCUCACCUCUCCCCAUAUAGACUUUAAUGCAAUUCAUAAACCUGUCCCAAAACAUGCUUAUCCUAUAACUGAUACAGAUGAGGUCUCAGAUAACUUGAGUGUCAUAUCUGAAACCACUGAGCCUGAUAAUUCUUCCCUGAGUGAUCUGGCUUCAAAUUAUCAAGAUGAAAAUGAUGAUAUUGAUGAACUUGCCAACAAGUCCAUAGAUGUACUUUUUGAUGACCAAUAUGAUCUCCCUAUAACGAAGUUCAGAAGUCCCAGAUUAAAGAAGAAGUCAAAUAGAACCCCAACAAGCACACGUAAACAUGUAUCAUUUUCAGAAGGAACAAUCUUUAAACAAGAAACCAACUUACAGUCUGAUGUCCCAAAGCAAUUAGAAAUUCCUAUUAUGGCCAACUACAAGGAGGUCACAUCACAAAAAGAAGGACCAGAUAAUGUAUCAAUUGGUCAAACUGCUUCCUUAGUAAAAGAUGAAGAGUAUAAUCUGAAAGAAACUAUAACCAAUACACACCAUCUCUCAUCAAAUCUUAUUCAACAGGAAAUUUCACCUGAGACAGAGACCAAUUCAUCUAAAAUCAAAUCCCCAAUUGUUGUAUUAAAUGAUGAUGUGCCCAACAUCGCCAUUACUGAAGAUCUAGAACAAUCACUUCCUGUUGAAAAAGUGCCUUCUGACAUCAAAGUUGAUAUGAAAAAUACUGUUAACAUUCCAGACUCACAAAGGAAUAAACCCAGCAGUGGAGCCAAAUAUUCAAGAAAUGGUUCAAAACUCAAAGUUCAAAAGUUUAUGAAGAAGGUUAAGAAGAACAGCCCAAGGUCAAGUCCAGUUGAAGAACUGGAAUCAGACAGUAAUUCUGCAAGUUCAAUUGUUGACUCUACCAAACCAACUGAAGCAAAUUCACGAGAACAAAAGAGCCCCUUACCUAGAAGAAGAAAGCAAAACACUAAGAUUAGCACACCUAAUUCCAAUGAAAGAACCAAAUCUAUUCAUAUAGAAAAGACAAAAUCUGCCCAAAUCGAACAAAAAUCAAAGAAUUAUUUAAGAAGUGAAUGUAAAGAUUUGAAAGUGAAGCCAAAAUUGACCAAUUCAGGAAAAGACAUGGAAUCAUAUAGAAUGCAGUCUUCCACUUUAAAGGUCUCCCUUAUGAAUCAAAGUCCAAAUUUAGCUACGAAACAAGAUCUUCACCCAAACGAUGUUGUUCCAGACAGUUGCCCAAACAACUCAUACAACCGGUGUCAAGGUCAAUUGCAACGAACUGUAACAUCAAAUAAAAUUGAACAGACACAGUCUACCACACCAAUGGAACUUCCUAAAGACAGGAAGAAACCUCCCAAGAUCAAUUAUCAAUAUUUGAAAGAAGUACAAUCUUCAGAGACUGAUUCAGGGAAUGAAAACCAUCAAGAAAUAUUUUCUUUUACCAUAGACAAAUUGAAAUGGAAAUCAAACAUGCAAUCUGUAAAUAAUGACUGUGAUAAGCAUUCCAAACGAGAACUAUCUGAUGAAAAUUAUGUAAAUUUGAUGUCUAGAGAUUUAAAUUCUCAUCAGAAUCCUGGAAAAACUGUAAAUGAUAUUCUGAUUGUUAUUAAUCAAGCAGACGAAGUAAAAAUUCCAAGAACAAUUCGAUGUGAUGAUGGCGAAAAUAAUGAACUUAAAAAUUGUGAUGAAACCUAUUCAAAUUCUGUCUCCAUUGCUUCCGAUAUAAACAAUCAGACAGUUCCAAAUGAUUUUGAAAUAAGCACUAAGAGUUGUGAUAAAUGGAAAGGAAUUGAAAUGAAGCACUCAAAGACAGAUGUGUUUAGUUGUGAAAGUGGUAGUAUGGAAGUGACAAGUUCUGAAAGUUGUGGUGACCAUUUGGAUUUUGAGAUUAAGAACAAUAAUUUAGACAUAAGAGAAAAUUUGGAAGAAGAAAAUAUAUCCAAUGAGCUUGCAAUCAAGAGGAUCACUGAUGAAUUUCCUAAUACAGACAUAUCACUAAUGCAAGCUGAAGAUGGUGUCCAAACUACUAUUGAUUUCAUACCAAAUAUGAAGAAGUCAGAAAUCAGCAGAGAAGAAUGGCUACAAACUGUGCAAAAUCAAAAUAUUAACAAAGAUGGUUGUUCUGUUGAAAUAAUAGAAGACUCCAAGUGUGAAUUGUCUAAAGAUUAUGAAUAUGAUAUUACUGUGCCUGAAAUGAAUGAUUUUAAAAACACACUUCCUGUUGAUAUUUCUGUCCAUUAUUCAAAAAAUGAUGGUCACAUGCCCAAUGCAGAGGUCAUCAUGGAAAAUCAGGAUUUGUCAUUGAAAGACCUAAAAAAGGAUGAAUGUAAUUCUACCAAAGACCUGUCCAAUUCUCAAAAAUAUGUCAACACCAAACAUCUGGUUGUGUCAAUUAAAAAUAAUCAGAAAUCUGAAUUGUGUGAGAAACUUCUCCUGGAAAGUAUUAGAAAGUAUGAAAGUGAGCAGGAAUCUGACCCAAAUGGUAAUGAUUUUGAAAGCAAUUCAAUGUCCGGUGUGCCUGGAGAUGUAAUUCAAAGGGAUAGUGUAAAAUGUGCUGAAAUUUCAUUGGAGGUUGAAGCUUUACCAACUGGUAUGGUUAAUAAUCCAUUAAUUCCAUCUUUGAAUGCAUCUAUACAAGAAAGCAAUACUCUCAACCCAUCACAUGAUUCAGACACAGAAAGCCAGCACCCUGAAGACUCUUUCUAUGAUUACCAAUGCCUAAAUGAUUCCAAACAAAUCACAUUACAAUACAGUACUGGGGAGGAAAGCAACAAGUCUAUUUAUAGUAAUAAUACUGGAUAUUGUGUUAUAGAGGAUAACCCUAUCUCAACUACAACUAACCUACACUGCACUAAUCCAAAUAUUAACAGUGAUGUUGCCAUGGAUACUAAUAAAAUGCUCCCAAAGGUUAAAGAAGGUCCUGAAAAUGCUUCAAAACAGGACCAAGCAUACCCCUCCUCCCCAACUACUGGAGAAUCUCCAAAUAUGGAUAACUCUAGCAGACAACUCACACAAACAAUUCCUGAUAUCCACAUAGUUUCCAGUUCUUCUUUGCCCAAAGCUACAGUAACAGGUAACCAUAUAUUAGUAGUCCAUUGUCCUAAAGCCUUAUUAAUAUACAGCUUGAUUAGUUCCCAUGGUUAUGGUACCUUAAUAAAAAUGAUUAAAUUUCAUCACAAUAUUUUAAAUUUAAGAUUUAUUUGA
Molecule: messenger RNA, 4875 nt
Organism: Lottia gigantea (owl limpet)
Lineage: Eukaryota; Metazoa; Mollusca; Gastropoda; Lottiidae
Exons: 3
Coding region: 1-4875 (1624 amino acids)
Source: RefSeq, a predicted model, not a curated record